UUGAUGUCAUGCGCAGGAGCAUGAAUUCGACGUUCGCCCUCCGGAUCAACAAAACACUGCGGGCUUAAAGGCUCACGAUCUGAAAACAAAGACCCGAUUUAACGUCGUGUUUACUGCUAAGAGAGCUCGACAACAUGAACACGCAUUUAAGCCGCUGUCGUUCCGUUAUCGCCUACUGUGUUGUGGUGGGUUUGGUUUUGGGUUUAGAUGAUGGACCGGAUCGCCCGGUUUUCGGAGCGCCGGGAUCCCCAGUUCGUCUCUCCGAAUCGGACCCCGGGGUUUUAAAAGCGAUCAAAUUUGCUGAAGAGCGAUAUAAUAUGGCCUCCAACUCUAUGCACUUUCGGCGUGUCAGUAAAAUCAUAUCAGCCAGCAAACAGCUGGUGAAGGGUGUGAGGUACAGUAUUAUGGUGGAGAUUGGAAGCACACAGUGUAAGAAAUCUUCAGUAAAGAAUGCUGUGAGGACCUGCGAUUUUCUCCCGGUGCCGCAAAAACAGAAGACUGAAGUGUGUUUGUUCGAGGUCUGGGACAUUCCCUGGGAAAACAAAUCCACACUGCUCAAACAGAAAUGUCAGCCGGCAGUUUCCAAGGAGCUCAAAAAGGUUGCAGCUGUACCCUUGACUCAUGGCAAACCUGCAAAGGAAUCUGUGGAGGUUUUGACCGAGUUCAAAAACUUUAUGAUCAAACACAACCGAACAUACAGUUCUCGAGAGGAGGCAGGGAAGCGGCUGCGCAUUUUCCAGGAAAAUAUGAAAACCGUGCAGACGCUGCAGUCUCUGGAACAGGGGUCAGCGGAGUACGGGGUCACCAAGUUCAGUGACCUCACAGAGGAUGAGUUCAGAAUGAUGUACCUCAACCCAAUGCUGAGCCAGUGGAAUUCAAAGAAGCAAAUGAAGCUGGCGAGUCCAGCCAGCAGAGCCGCUCCUGAGACCUGGGACUGGAGGGAUCAUGGAGCCGUCAGUCCUGUGAAAAAUCAGGGCAUGUGUGGCUCUUGUUGGGCAUUCUCUGUGACAGGAAACAUUGAGGGUCAAUGGUUCAAGAAGUCAGGCCAGCUACUGUCCCUCUCUGAGCAAGAACUAGUGGACUGUGAUAAGAUGGACCAGGCUUGUGGAGGCGGCCUACCGUCCAACGCUUAUGAAGCCAUCGAGAAGCUUGGAGGUAUUGAGACCGAGACCGACUACAGCUAUACAGGACACAAACAGAACUGUUACUUCUCUACAGGGAAGGUGGCCGCUUACAUCAACAGCUCUGUCGAACUUCCCAGUGAUGAGAAGGAGAUUGCUGCAUGGCUGGCUGAAAAUGGUCCAGUGUCUGCUGCUCUUAAUGCCUUUGCCAUGCAGUUCUACCGAAAGGGUGUAUCUCACCCUCUAAAGAUCUUCUGUAACCCCUGGAUGAUUGACCACGCUGUGCUGCUUACUGGAUAUGGAGAACGAAACGGCAUUCCGUACUGGGCCAUCAAAAACAGCUGGGGAGAAGACUACGGAGAGCAGGGUUACUAUUACCUGUACAGAGGAUCCAGACUUUGCGGGAUCAACAAGAUGUGCUCAUCUGCCAUUGUGAAUUAGACAAACACAAACAUUUUGCACAUAAUCGAUCCGUUAAAGCUCAUAGUAUUCAGAACCUUAAAUAUGUGAAGUAUUUCUCUUAAGGUCAUAACACUCAUUAUUUACCCUCUCUAACUGACCUUAGAUGUAACUGGCUGAUCCAUGAUCAGUUUUCUGAGGAAGGUUAGACGUUUGAUUAGACUACGAAAAGAUGGAUUAGCAUGUUUGCAUACUUGAUCUCAUAUCCCACAUGAGUGGUGAUGUUAUGGAAACAGCAGAUAGAAAGAGGAACGAGAUAACACCCCAUGCGUUCACCGUAACAACAGCAUAACUUCCUAACACUUCAAUAUACAGCAUGUUAAUGUAGUUACUUUGUGUUUUACUCCGAUCAGUUUAUUCCAUGUUUUAAUAUUUAUUGUUGAUUUUUAAAAUGCAUUAAGGUUGUGUUAUUUUUACCAUCUGUUCACAUGCUUAAUAGGUUUUAAAUGACUGAUUUGAAACUAUAUUUUAAUCUACUGAGUGCAUUUUACUGAAUGUUAUCGAGUUAAUGGUAUUGAAAACCAGAGAACCAACACUAUGAUUCCGUUAUGUGUGGGACUUCUUUUGACUGCACAUCUUCCUUACAUGGAAAAAUGUUACUGACGCUCAAUGGAAUUGAAAGGCUUCAGAUCUAUUUUGUGCUAGAAAUAUUUUUAAUUGCUUUGUUGUACUGUUCAGAUUAGUUGUGCUUCUCUCCUGCAUUAUCAAAGCUGCUGAAUAAACUCUUAGUUGUCUCCAAACUAAA
Molecule: messenger RNA, 2325 nt
Organism: Triplophysa dalaica
Lineage: Eukaryota; Metazoa; Chordata; Actinopteri; Cypriniformes; Nemacheilidae
Gene: ctsf
Product: cathepsin F
Exons: 14
Coding region: 135-1562 (475 amino acids)
Cellular component (GO): lysosome
Molecular function (GO): cysteine-type endopeptidase inhibitor activity; cysteine-type endopeptidase activity
Source: RefSeq, a predicted model, not a curated record